Molecule: messenger RNA, 369 nt
Organism: Auxenochlorella protothecoides
Lineage: Eukaryota; Viridiplantae; Chlorophyta; Trebouxiophyceae; Chlorellales; Chlorellaceae
Exons: 1
Coding region: 1-369 (122 amino acids)
Source: RefSeq, a predicted model, not a curated record
AUGGGGGGAAGAUCAAGCAUCAGAAGCAAUGAAGUCCUGCAACAGCACCCAAGGCCGCGACUCACGUACACUUGGAACCACUUGAGGGCGUGCGUGGACGAGGGGAGCUCCUCUGCCACGUCAGCGAGGGGGGCCGUGCUCAUCGUGGACAGGAUCAUGCCAGAGCCCACGCUUGCCGCCGCGCGUGCCACUGCUAGCUCGCCGUCCGGGUGGCACAUCCGCUGCAUCGCCAUGGGGGCGAUCAGGAUAGGCAUGAGCAGGUUCGAUCCUGGGGGAGCAAGGCAGGGGGAUGUCAGGCUCCAUGGUGCCGGAGUGAAGAGGGUCCCUGGGCUGGGGUGGCGUCGUAGGAUGGGGUGUCCAUCUGUGUGA